Oncorhynchus kisutch (coho salmon) is the source of this 2792-nucleotide messenger RNA. It is a transcript of the gene cbx3b, whose product is annotated as chromobox homolog 3b. Gene Ontology annotation, cellular component: nucleus. The transcript has 5 exons. The record is from RefSeq and is a predicted model, not a curated record. The coding region runs from base 269 to 898 and encodes 209 amino acids. NCBI's taxonomy places the organism in Eukaryota, Metazoa, Chordata, Actinopteri, Salmoniformes, Salmonidae.
UGAUUGGCGGAUGUCCCAUUGUCUCCUCCCGGUUUUACUGACUUGACCUCUUCCCUUGGCAACCACUUCCUCCGAGCUCCCAACGCGGCCAUCUUUAUUUAACUCAUUCAUGAAAAGUUUUCGUAAGACACUGGAACAUUGUUGCAUUUGGAUACGCAUCUAACGAACCACGGGACACAUUUAAAUUGUUUUUGUAUCCGCGUGCUCCAGCGUAUGCUACAUCGUAGCGUAUUUCUGUCACAGCCAAAGUUGGACUGAAAGCGUUAGAAUGAGAAAAAAGCAGAAUGUGAAACAGAGAAAGGCAGAAACAAUAAUAACACCAACACCAUUAACAACAACAACACUAUCAACAACAACAACAGCAGCAGCAGUCGUCCAGGAGUUUGUGGUUGAGAAGAUCAUCCAGCGAAGGCUCUACAAUGGAAGAGUAGAGUACUAUCUGAAGUGGAAAGGAUUCACUGAUGCUGACAACACCUGGGAACCAGAGGACAACUUGGUCUGUCCUGAACUGAUUGAAGAGUUCCUGAGAAACCUCUGUUUGUCUGGAGAGAAUCAGGUUGAGGAAGAGAACCUACGGCCGGUGGAACCAGAGCUCGUCCCCAAAGAGGAACUGGCAGAACAGGAGACUGAGAUUCAGGUGUACAGCGAGCAGAGACAUAAUGACCUCCAGGAACCUGCUGACCAGGAUUCUCCUACUGCCCUCACGUGUCCCCUGGAACCUGAACGCAUCAUCGGCUCCACAGACAGACACGGAGAACUCAUGUUCCUCAUCAAAUGGAAGAACCGUGACGAGGUGGCCCUGCUGUCAGCCAGGGAGGCCAGCGCCAGGUAUCCUGAGGUGGUUGUAGCCUUCUACGAGGACAAACUCACCUGGCACUCUGGGGACGAGGACCAGUAAAGGAUGUGUGUGUGUCGUAGAGUGUGUGUGUGUGUGUGCAUGUGAGUACACAAGUAAGGAUGUGAACUGACAAGCAUCUGUAGGCAUCUCAUAGGUUCAUUUCUCCUCCAGCGAACCAAGGUCCUCCUGGAGCUGACAUUAAAAGCACAGUGUGUGAAACGAUGUCCUGCUGCAGGUAGAUUGAGUCAUCAUGGCAGGUGUAAAAGCCCUCUACGGGGUCUUCCUGCUUCCUGUGGUGCUGGGUGAGGUCACAAUGCCUUUGGGGUGUAGUGCAGCGUGUGGUGGAGUUCAGAACCGUUCAUAGAGACGUCUAUCUCUCUCUGUGGCCCUGAUUGAGUUGAAACUAAUGAAAUGAAGGCAGACAGCCUGAUGAAUUCUCCCCUCAGUCUAUUGUACAACCUUUCAACCCGAAGCUCUUUGUCAAAGCCUGACGAAGGGUGCGAGUAUCUCUCUGGAUAACAUGCCUUUGUUUUUGGGGAUCCAGCACUUAAAAGUGACUGGAUGUAUGUACACUACGUUUGAAGAGUUGAAACUAACCCUUAGCAUUCCUUUCCCAGUGUCUUCAUGUACUGCAGCAGACUGAAUCACUGUGGACACUGUGUUCUGUUUGACUACUGCUACUGUGGUCGUAGAACCCCAUGUGAUUGUUUUGGAGUUUAGUACUAGAUUUAGUUUCUUGUAUCUUCUGCCUCUGGGGCUCCUUGGCCACAAGGCUCUCCCUCUGGCUCUUCCACGGUGAGAUGUCUGUGGUUUUAUUAGGUAUAGUAAUAUUGUAGAGUAAUGGGUUCACUGUGAGAUGACUGUGGUUUUAUUAGGUAUAGUAAUAUUGUAUAGUAAUGGGUUCACUGUGAGAUGACUGUGGUUUUAUUAGGUAUAGUAAUAUUGUAUAGUAUUGGGUUCACUGUGCAUUACACUCAAUAGAUAACUACUGGCCACCUAAUAUGAUAUCUGCACUUUUUACUUUUUGCCACAAUCCUUGAUAUUGUACUUUUUUGUGUGUGUGUGCGAUUCAAAGUUGAUAAAUGUGUUACAUUUAGUUUACUGACAAAUGUAGAAAAGUGUUGAAUGAUAGUAGACUGACGGUAUGCUGUUUAAUGUAGAACAUGAUAGUAGAUGGUAUACUGUUUAAUGUAGAAGAUGAUAGUAGACGGUAUACUGUUUAAUGUAGAACAUGAUAGUAGACGGUAUACUGUUUAAUGUAGAACAUGAUAGUAGACGGUAUGCUGUUUAAUGUAGAACAUGAUAGUAGACAGUAUACUGUUUAAUGUAGAACAUGAUAGUAGACGGUAUACUGUUUAAUGUAGAACAUGAUAGUAGAUGGUAUACUGUUUAAUGUAGAACAUGAUAGUAGAUGGUAUACUGUUUAAUGUAGAACAUGAUAGUAGACGGUAUACUGUUUAAUGUAGAACACAGCCAGGGGUUCUAUUAGUGACCAUGGGGAUUUGAUGAGUUACUCUGAUCAAAAUGUGACAUCACAUAUGAAAAAAGUAUAUCUGAUGUGAUUAUGUUCAUUUUACCCAGUCACUGAUUGUUCUCAGCAACUCUUAACCAAAUAUUUAUCCACCAACCUGUAUUUGUUACUGAUAAAUCAUUGUUUUGUUAAGGGGCCCAGAGUUAUAUAUGUUCAGGACAAACUCCAGUCCCUACACAAAAAUGACUGACACUGUAUUCAUUGUGCACCUCUCCCAUGACUGGAAUGUUUUGGGGCAAUGUCUGCAUCCCAAACAGAACCCUACUUCCUUUGUAGUGCACUAUAUAGGGAAUGGUCUGCCAUUUGAGACUGCCAUUCUGUUGAACCUUUUGUUCUGGGCUGCCUUUGAAUGAGUCACUGUACCUGUUGACCUUUGAUCUGUGAAGUGUCUGUCUGUGAAUAAAGGUAGCUGUCACCCUGUGA